This is a messenger RNA of Colletotrichum abscissum, 261 nucleotides long. RefSeq lists its product as uncharacterized. The transcript has a single exon. Lineage: Eukaryota; Fungi; Ascomycota; Sordariomycetes; Glomerellales; Glomerellaceae. The record is from RefSeq and is a predicted model, not a curated record. The coding region runs from base 1 to 261 and encodes 86 amino acids.
AUGGCAGCCAAUGACAACCGAGGAAAUGCCGAUGGCACUCAGUCCCGUGUCUCCACAGUCCCGAGUCCACGCCCGCAUCUUUCAUCAAAGUAUUCCAAUCCAUUUCCACCAGCAGCGAACGAGACAUGCAGAUCCAUACAGAGUACAAAGUACUGUGCACGUACUCCAGGGAGACUGUGCACUUGGACCUUCCCACCUCACCUUCCCUGGCACGCACUUGCUGCGGAAGGACUAAGAAGCACCUACCUUGGCAAGACUUGA